Prunus mume (Japanese apricot) is the source of this 2207-nucleotide messenger RNA. Its product is annotated as WEB family protein (DUF827). Gene Ontology annotation, biological process: chloroplast accumulation movement; chloroplast avoidance movement. Gene Ontology annotation, cellular component: cytosol. The record is from RefSeq and is a predicted model, not a curated record. Lineage: Eukaryota; Viridiplantae; Streptophyta; Magnoliopsida; Rosales; Rosaceae.
UCUUUCCACUGCGCCCUUUGCUCGCCGAGUGGACCCGGCUGUACCGACCGAGUCACGACUCGGUCCCCCACCAGCAGCAUCAUCAUUACACUCCCAUCAUCCUCGGUACCACAUAAAACCAGACGAAGGAUGUUUGGUUUUUCCAUGAUGGGUUCGUCCCAAACCUCCAUUUCAGAGGCUUCUUCUUCUUUUUCUUGUCGUGAAAGAUUUUUGCUUAAUGGCCGCCGAACCGUUUCCUGGGACACCUGGCAUCAAGGAAAUGAGGUCCGAGACCGGGUCGGACUUCCGUUUUAGCACGGGUUCGGGUCAUGGGCACGGAGCUUCUAUGUCCCCGAGUCCGCCGGGGAUAAGGAGGGUGGGCUUGAGGGCGGAGAUUGAUACUUCCCCGCCUUUCGGGUCUGUCGAAGAGGCUGUGACCCGUUUUGGUGGCCGCGGGUCUUGGAUACCAUUCUACAAACUCGGAGAAAACUAUAAUGGGGUUGAAGAGUUUGACUUGAAGAAGGUGGAGGAGCAGGCAGCAGAGUUGGAGAAGGAUCUGAUUGUGAAAGAGCUAGAGACACUUGAUGUGCUAGAAGAACUGGCAACAACUAAAAGGAUUGUCGAAGAGCUAAAGCGGCAGCUGCAGAAAGAAGCCUUGAAAUGCUUGACGGUAGUCUCGCCACCGGAUUUUCAUUCAGAAGAACAAUUUUCAUCAUCCCCUGCUAUCAAGGAAAUGAACAAGGACAAUCAUAUAAAUCUUGCCAGCAACCAUGAGCACAUGAUGGGGAAUUCAAGUCCCUACCACACUUCUCCUGAUCUGAUCUUGACGGAGUUGAAACAAGCAAAACUGAACCUUGGUAAAACCAUCAAUGAUCUUGGGGUGAUUCAAUCUUCUGUUGAAACUUUGAAUAAGAAAAUGCAGAACGAGAAGAACUUGCUUGAAAAGACCCGCGAGAAGCUGACUUCGCAGUUUGCAGGGGUGUCGUCGCUGGAGGAGGAGAUGAAGAACAUAAAAGUGAAGACACAGAUGGCUGAUGAGGCAGAAACCAAUGCUAAAAUUAGCUUUGAGAAUUCAGCAUGUGUUUCAAGGGAGCAUAUGCAAUUUAAGAGAAUGGCAGAAGCUGCGAACUUUGAAGCAUCAGGGGCAAUGUCAAGGAAUGAACAAGCCAAGAGCAUUAUGAAGACUGCUGAAAUGAGGUGGGUUGCAGCUAAAAGGAUGGAAGAAGCAGCAAGGGCAGCAGAAGCUGUUGCUCUUGCUGAAAUCAAAUCUCUAACAAGCUCUGGGGGCUCAUCAGGGUAUGUCCUUCCAGAGCCUGAGAAAAUGAGUGUUAGUUCUCAAAUGAAAUCUCCUCUAAACUUGAAAGCUCAAGAAGCUGAGGGCUGGUUCAAGAAGAAGCUAGUAGAUGCCAUGCGCCAAAUUGAUGAAGCUCAUACUUCUAAACUGGCCAUCCUAAGGAAGCUGAAAGAAGCAACAGAAGAAGUUAAACACAGUAAACAAUUCUUGGAGGAGGCUCUAAACAAAGUGGAAAUUGCAAAUAGAAAGCAACUCGCUGCUCAAGAGGCUCUCCAGAGCUGGGGACCUGAGCGUGACCACAAGGAACAGGCUGCUGCUUAUAACACCACCAACCUCAACAAUUUUCAAUCACCAGAUUAUAAUCGGAACUCUCCGAUGAAUGAGAUGAACAAGUCAGUCAUAGUAAAUGAGGGUCCAAAGCCUCAUCUAAGGUCAACAGUUUCAAUGCGAGAUGUUCUUAGCAGGAAGCAAGUUCUGCCUGAAGAUUUUGUGGAGAAAAAGGAAAUGGACCGUGGCCACCCCGAAAUGCACCGAGUGGCUUUGAGCGAAAUGCUUCAUGCUCUGAGGGGGGAUUUAACAUUUCCUGCAAAAGUUGAGAAAGAUGGAAAUGAUCAAAAGCCGUUUUUGACACAGAGGAAGAAGUUCGGGUUCAUCCACAUAUCACUUCCCCUGUCCAAGCCAAGUAAGAAAAAGACGCAAACUUUGAACGCAAUGUGACACAUUAGAUUGAAUAACAGCAACUCCUUGAGCACCAACAGUUUCAAAUUCAGUUUCCUUGUUUAUUUAGUUAUGCUUCUGCUUAUGUUAGUGUAUUGAAGGUGUGGUUUUAAUGUCUGUCUGUCUGUAUAGGUGAUUUAUUAAUCUGUACUAUGCAGUGAGGGUUGGGAUUUGUUACUUUAAUUAUGAGAUGGAUUUGGAAUGAAAAUUUUACUAA